AUGGACAACAAUAACGUCUACCUUUUUUACCCGAACCUUAUCGGUUAUGGAAGGAUCAUCUUGGCGAUCGCCUCCUUUUGGUACAUGUCCACAUCGCCAGUCUGUGCCAUGUUUUGGUAAUUUUGCAUCAAAGAAAGAAUAUAAUGGAAAAAAUGUUCAGUUAUGCUCUGAGCGCCGCCCUGGACGCUUUCGACGGUUGGGCGGCCCGAACUUACAACCAAUCGAGCCGUUUCGGAGCCAUGUUGGACCAGUUGACGGAUCGUUGUGCUCUGUUGGCUCUGGUCAUGGCCCUGUGCAAGUUCUAUCCCAACUGGCUUUUCUCUCUUCAGGUUUUUAUCUUCUCUCAAAGCUUAAUUGUCGUUUUUUCUGUGUAACUUUUCAACCAGCUAAAAGGAAAAAUCGUUUUUUUGCGGUUUGAAAAAAAAUUCCAUGCGGGUUUUAGUGUUUCUUUUGCAGAGUAUGUGCCUUCAGGGGCGUUUUUCAUGCCGUGUUCAAAUUAAUUUCCGCGAAAGUCAACUUAUCUCUGACUCUCCGUAAUCUAGUUAUCUUUCUCGUUCUCUGACAGUUUAUUUCAAUCUGAUGGGACCAAUUUAAAAACGGCCGCAGAGAUUACAAGAUCCAACAUAGGAUUAGUAGGAAGGACCCUUUACGGGCCUUUUGAACGUCCGUUAUGGAUCAAAAGGUUUCCAUAAAUUUGGCUACGCUUUCCAUUUUACUGCCUUUUUCCGUCCUUUCAUCGGCCUUUAUCCACCCAGCGGCCAUUUUGCAGUAACUCCCUUUUUGAACCCGUUUUCCGCCCUUCCGACUUCGAUAGUGAGCUAGAGAAACCUUCACGGAAAUAGAAGAAAAAGUCACGUUUCCCUUCAAUUUUAAUCUCAUUUCUUCAGAUGACUGCCGUGAUCGACAUCGCCUCCCAUUGGCUCCAUCUCCACGCCACUGAUCUCACGAAACAAACUUCGCACAAGCAAAGCUCCAACCCGAUCCUUCAUCUCUACUACACGGAUCGUCUUUUCCUUGGUUUCAUGUGCGCCGGAAACGAAGCCUUCUAUUUGUUCUUGUACAUUCGCGCCUUCUUCCCGGGUCAGUUUCAGGAAAAAAGUUAUUUAAAAUCAAAAAAGGCUUGAAACUUCAUUUUUGCUUUGUUUCAUAACAUGUUCUAUUUGGGUUUUGCUUUCAAUUUAUUUAAAUUUUGUUCAUAAAAAAAAGCUACAAAAUAAGGAUAGGCUACAGUAUAAAUAUGAGUUUUUAAAAAAAAAAUUUUUAAAUAAUGACAAAAGAAAAAUGCAGUAGAAUAGCGAUUAACGGUAAUUAGUCCAUGCUAACAAGUAGAUUUUCAUUUUUCUUUUUUUCAGGCCCAACAAUCCUCGGAGCGCACCUGAUGUCCUACCUGGCCGCGAUCGCUUUCCCAAUCGCGUUUGUCAAGGCGGCCAUCAGCCUCGUUCACCUGUUCAGCGCCGCCCAGACGGUCGUCAGCCAUGAUAUCGCCUUGAGAAUCAAUAGCCCACCCAAAAAAGAAUAA
Molecule: messenger RNA, 1519 nt
Organism: Caenorhabditis auriculariae
Lineage: Eukaryota; Metazoa; Nematoda; Chromadorea; Rhabditida; Rhabditidae
Source: the annotation of a GenBank genome assembly